This is a messenger RNA of Vollenhovia emeryi, 2367 nucleotides long. RefSeq lists its product as uncharacterized. Gene Ontology annotation, biological process: DNA integration. Gene Ontology annotation, molecular function: nucleic acid binding. Bases 1 to 2367 code for a protein of 788 amino acids. Lineage: Eukaryota; Metazoa; Arthropoda; Insecta; Hymenoptera; Formicidae. The record is from RefSeq and is a predicted model, not a curated record. The transcript has 2 exons.
AUGUGGCCGAUCCGAGCGAAAGUAAACAAAAAGCGGACCGCGAUAGGCCAGGUGAGCGAAAGGACGGAUACAAUAACAGUUACGGCAAAUUUACGCGAAGAGUUUCCAGACGUGUUCGCGGCCGGGCUAGGGACGUUCACAAAAGGCGAACUCGAGUUAUAUGUGAAGGAAGGGACACAGCCAAAGUUCAUCCAGCCGCGCCGAGUCCCAUUAGCCAUGAGGGUACUUGUUGAGAACGAGAUAGGGAGAUUGAGAAAUUGCAAAAUUAUUGAACCAGUAGAAUAUUCUGAGUGGGGAACGCCGGUGGUCCCAAUCCUAAAAAAAGAUGGCACAGUAAGACUCUGUGGUGAUUAUAAAACAACGCUAAAUAAGCAUCUGCAAGUCGAUCAUUUCCCCUUGCCCCGGGUGGAGGAAGUUCUCGACACGCUCCGCGGCGGAGUUUUCUUUACUAAACUCGAUCUCGCGGAGGCGUACCAACAAGUACCACUCAAAAAAGAGUCAAAAAAAUUAGCUGUAAUAAGCACGCACGUAGGUUUGUUCCGAUAUAACAGAUUGCCAUACGGCGUAGCCACCGGACCAGGAUCGUUCCAACGAAUCAUGACAUCGUUGUUAUUGGGGAUACCCGGAGUUAUGGUGUUCCUAGACGAUAUAAUAAUUGCGGCACCGGACUAUGAAACACACAUGUCGCGGUUAAGAGAGGUAUUAAGACGUCUGAACGAUUCCGGGCUACGACUAAAAGACGAAAAAUGUAAAUUCCUACAAAAAGAAAUAAAAUACUUAGGGUUUCGAGUAAAUGCAGCGGGCAUUUUCCCAUCAGGCGAAAAAAUCGAGAGCGUAAAGCGAGCACCAGAGCCAAAAAAUGUCUCGGAAUUAAAAAGCGUCCUAGGCUUCAUUAAUUAUUAUGCUAGGUUCAUAAGCGAUAUCACAAAUAAACUGCGCCCGCUGUACGAAUGUUUGAAAACGGGUAAAUUUAAGUGGACGAAAGAAUGUACGCAGGCGUACGAGAGCAUAAAAAAAGACUUGUCGUCCGAGCUCAUGCUCGCCCACUUUGAUCCAGCCAAACCGAUCGUUCUCACGUGUGACGCAUCGCCAUACGGCGUGAGCGCGAUUCUGUCGCACCGUGAUGGCGAGGGGGGAGAUAGGCCUGUAUGUUUCGCGAGUCGCACGCUGUCGAGUAGCGAGAAGGGAUAUCCCCAUCACGACAAGGAAGGACUGGCAGUAAUCUUCGGUAUACAGAAGUUCUAUCAAUACUUAUUCGAAAAUCACUUUCUAAUACAAACAGACAGCACGGCCCUGUCCAAAAUCUUCCACCCGGACCGCUCGGUUCCAGAAAUUAGUACUGCUAGACUACAACGAUGGGCGAUAUUCUUGUCCGCUUUCCGAUACGAUAUUAAACAUAUUCGCGGAGACAAAAAUUACGCCGAUUGGCUCAGCCGACUACCGGUGAAGGGAAAAGAAACAACCGUAACAAAAUUCGCGAUAUUGCAAGACAGCGAAUGCUUAUUACUGCGAAACAUACAGGCCGCGGAUUUCGCAACGUUGGACUGGAAAAAGGUGCAAACCGACACUCGCGAAGACGCGACGCUUUGCAAGGUCAUCCGUUAUUGCAUAGACGGAUGGCCAGGAGAAACCCCCAAGGAUAAAGAAAUAAUCCCCUUCUGGGAAAAGCGAGAAGCAUUAUCGAUAGAAAAUAAUUGCGUGCUAUGGGGACACAGAAUAAUUAUACUAGCUAAAUUGAGAAAUUUAGUUGUUUUGCACGAGCUGCAUCACAGCCACUUUGGAGGUUUUCGGAUGAAAGCGUCAGCUCGGUCAUACGUGUGGUGGCCAAAACUCGACGAAGACAUUGAAAUGAUAACCCGAAAAUGCAAAUCUUGCCUCAAAUUGCGAAAAAACCCGCCUAAAGUCCCGCUCACACCGUGGCCAUGGCCCUUAACACCAUGGCACAGAAUUCAUGCCGAUUUUUUGGGGCCGCUAUUUGGGAAGAUGGUACUGGUUGUGAUAGACAGUCAUUCAAAGUGGCCCAAAAUUUUUGUAGUGCCUAACAUGCGCGAAGAAACCAUAAUUGCAAUAUUUGAGCGGAUGUUUUCGCAGUUCGGGUUCCCGGCGCAUGUGGUUACGGAUAAUUUUUCAUCAUUCAGGGGAGAUAAAUUCCAAACGAUGAUUAAAAAAGGUAACAUAAGACAUAGUACGUCGCCCCCACACUGCCCGGCCACCAACGGAGCGGCCGAAAACCUAGUAGACACAAUCAAGCGUAAAGUCAAAGCAUGGUGGGGGAUAGCAUGCCUCUACAAAGCGCAAUCCAACAAUUCCUAUUCAACUAUAGAACGUCGCUUCACCCCACCACACAAAGAACGCCAGCAAGUCUAA